Messenger RNA from Brassica rapa (field mustard), 6861 nucleotides. Its product is annotated as non-specific lipid-transfer protein-like protein At2g13820. Gene Ontology annotation, biological process: lipid transport. The record is from RefSeq and is a predicted model, not a curated record. Lineage: Eukaryota; Viridiplantae; Streptophyta; Magnoliopsida; Brassicales; Brassicaceae. Gene Ontology annotation, molecular function: lipid binding.
AAAAGAAAACAAUAAACUUCAAACACUUUCAAAGAAAAUAAUAUACAAAUAAUGAAGCAGUCACUUAUUUCCAUCUUAAUACUUCUACUAUCAUCAUCAUUUGCACCCAUCCACGCCCGCAACAAACCACAGCCGGCAAAGUCUCCUUCACCCGUAGCUGCUCUAGCUCCAGGACCGUCAAAUUCUGAUUGCUCCAGCAUUAUAUAUGACAUGAUGGAUUGUCUCUCGUACCUUACCCCUGGAUCAAAUGAUACUAAGCCCACAAAAGUUUGUUGUGGGGGAAUUCUAUCUGUUCUACAAUAUAACCCUAAGUGUAUUUGCGUUGGUUUAGAAAGUAGCAAAACUAUGGGGUUUGCAGUGAAUAACACUAGAGCUCGUGCUAUGCCUACGACUUGCAAGCUCACCAUUGUUGCUCCUCAUUGCGCAAUCCUGGACGAGGCGACACCGGCUGCAUCUAUUGCUGUUACUCCAUCGGCUGGAACACCUAUGACUUCACCAUCUUCGGGCGGGUCACCAACAUCUUCACCAUCUUUGGCUGAGUCGCCGGUCAUGACUGCACCGUCUCCCUCAAGUUCUGGCACCAACCACCUCUCAGUUUCAACACUGACCCUCGUUUCCGUUAUAGUUUCUUCUGUAACAUAUAUUUCGUUUUUAUUUUAAUUAAUUACAGUUCACUCGUUUUCAUAUAUAUUUUCUACUGAGUUUUAUGGUUGUCAAUUUGUCAUUUGAAGGCAUAUGAUGUUAUUUUUAUCCGUGCCACGUUCAUGUAUAUCUACUUGGGAUUUGUGUCUUGUUUUCUCUUAAAAAACAAAUGUGCUGGCUGCACAAUUCCCUGAAAUUUUCCAACUCCAUACAAUAACAAAUUUCUCAACUUCAUACACUAACAAAAAUACUCCCUCUGCUUCAAAAAUGUCUAUAUUUUCUUAUAAAAAAUUGUUUAAAAAUCCAUAUUUUAUAUUUUUAAUACAUUAUUAAGAAUAAAUUGUAAAUUUCAGAAAAUAAUAAUUAGGUUGACAAAUUAUUUCUCCGCCUGAAAUAUUGUAUAACAUCAAAUGUCUCUUAAACAAUGACCGCAUUCGAUAUAUCCUUGAAUUUAAAUUCCAAAAUCGUAUCCUACAAAUUGAGAGUUCAAAACUCCAAAUCCCCUAAAAUUAAAGUUCGCAACUCGAGACUCCAUAGACUUUAAUUACAGUGGUUUAAAGAUAGUUUAGUACUUUGUAAUCAAACCAUAAACCUUAUAAAUCAGAUUUAAAAUCAAACUAAUACCCUUUGAAGGGUUGACGAGCUAUUUUUAAUGGGCAUUAAUUUGGUCUUAAAUCUCAUUUAUAAGGUUUAUAGUUUGAUUAGAAAACAUUAAACCCUCUUUAAACCACCCUCUUUAAACCAAUAUAAUUGAAGGCUAUGGGUUUUGGAGUUCCGAACUUUAAUUUCAGUGGUUCGGGAGUUUUAAUUUGAACCAUCGCACAAAUUUAAUUAAUUUAUGGAUUCACUUACAAUAAUGUCUAGAAAUCUUUUAAUUUGCGAUCAAAUUUCACUUAAAAUUUAAGUUUUCGGCUUAAAUUUAAUUUUUAACUUAAUUUGCGUGACGUCUUCUGAGAAGUCUGCUUGAGAGGUCUUCCGAAAAGUGGACUUGAGAAGUCUUGUAAUAAGUCUUCCGAGAAUUCUUCUUGAAAAGACUCUUUGAAUCUGAAAAAUGUGCAUAUCCAAAACGUUUAUAUGGCUUCAAAACAAAGGAAAACUUUAAAAAUAAAACUUUCAUGCUUAAUAUUAAAUAAAACAAUUAUGUUAGGUUAAAUCUAUACCUUUUCGAAUCUAACAUAUAAAACACACAAAAAUACAUAUUCAAAAUUUAUAGACCUACCUUCACGGGAGUGGAAGAUGAAAACCAUGAAUAAAAACCUGCAAAACAAGAUAAAGUAGUGAGAAAUACAUGAGACAAAAAGAUGAGAAACUGAUAUAAAAUUUGGUAUCUUCAAGUUCAAAGAGAUUAGAAAGAAAUUUGAGAAUUUUAGAGAGAAUUUUAGAGUGAGAAAUAUUACAUUUUUGUUGCAGCCAUUUGAAAGAAAGAGAAAGAAUGUGUACAUAUAUUUUCUAUAUAUAAGGAGACAAAAAUUCCAACUAGGUUAAAUAUUUUUGGUUCAAAAAGUCUUCAAAUAUAAAAUACACUAGAAGACUUCCUAUAAGUCUUCUAAACCUUAAAUUUACUAUUCAUCUCAAAAACCUUUCUAAGAAAAUUUCUCCAUAAGUAUUCUCAACUUCUGAAGAAGUUUGCCAAUGAAGUCCGAAGUACAACUUGAAACACCUGCAUAUCCAAAACAAAAUGGUUUUAAAAUAGAGAAAAACUUCAAAAAUAAUUCUUUUAUGCUUAAAUGAUAAAUAAAACAACCACAUUAGGUUAAUCUGCAAUGUUUCGAAUCUAACAUGUAAAACACACAAAAAUACAAAUCCAAAAUAUUUUGGUAGAUGGUUUCUCAACCAAUUUGGUUAUAAUUAAAAAUAAAUUUUAAAUAUAUACUUAAACCAAAUUUAUUAUUAAUAUCCUUAUAAAGUAUUAGAAAUUAGAAAUAUUAUAUAUUUUAUUUAUUUUUAAUUAAUGAAAUAAUUCUAUUAUGACUUUUGUACUAUAGAUUUUUUUUGUACUACAGAUUUUUCUAAUGACUCUAUUUUAGUAUAAUAGAUAUGGACACUGUGUGAGGUCCAAAUUUUAUAUAAUACUACAUGAUAACUCGCGCGCAUGUGCAGUCUGAAUUUUUUAUACUAAUGUUUGUUUACUAAAUAAUUUUAACAUUUUGCAACACUACAAUCUUUAUCGAUUAUAAAAUGACGAAUAAAAAUGUUAGUCUCUUAAAUAUAUUAUCGUUAUUGAAAAGUUAAUAUAUUACAUCUCAUUAAGACUUCAUAUGCAUAAAAAGAAAUUAAGUUUUGCGGCUAAUACAAAUCAUAAAAACCAGAUAGUCAACAUCAAUGGUAAAAUGACGAAAGUGGAUUAGGUUUUGUGCUCUCGAUUUGUUUACUAUUGACUCUCUAUUACUGAUAUCAUUUUUCAUCUCUAUAAAACUGUGCUUUCGUUCUCGUUUUUGUUUCAUUGAUAUGAGUUUUUUUUUUUUAAUUUCUUCUAUGAAUUCGGUGAAUUACAUAAGUGUCAAUUUAAAAAGAUGGAUAUCUGUAAAAAUUUGUUUCAUUCCAUAUACAUAUCUAAGAAUUAAAUUUGUGAAGAAAAUCGCACGCAAACUCUAUUCAAAUGUUAGUGUUUAAAUAUAAUAUAUCAAGCGUUAUAGAAUAUAAGUGUAGACUUGAAAUAUAAAUGUUUGUCUAAUGUAUAUUCACCAGUUCGGUCUAAAAAUUAUUUAAUUAUAAAAAAAUAAAACAAAUUACUUAUUUUAUUAACCUACACUUUUGAGAUUUAGUUACUUAAGAGUAUACCGAUACAUAUAUAUAUACAUAAUACUUUACCCUUCUAGUAUAUGUAAACUAUGUAUAAAGUAAUAAACAAGAAAACUUAUAAUAAAUAGUUCAAAUCUCAUUCUUAAUAUUAUAAUAGUUAUAUAGGGUAUUAAGGAGAAACAAAUAUUAGACGAAUGAUCAAAUCUCUUAUUCUUCAAACAAACUCAAAGGGAGGUGAUUGAAUUCGUGUCAUGAUUUUUUAUUAAAAUCUUCUUUUAAGAAUAAAAACUAAAAAUAAAAUAUUUAAUAUACAUAAAAUAUAUAUAUAUAUAUAUAUAAUGCUUUCAAUAUUAAAAAUCACUUCGAUUUAAAGAAGUAUAUUUUUUGGAUUGUUAGGAUCAAAAUGACUACUAGAAACAAUCUAUUUAAAAAAAAAUAUGUAUGCAUAAAAGUAUAUAAAUUAAAACCAAUUCCUUUUGUUUAUUUACAAUCAUGUUUUUGGUAAAAAAAUCAAAACAAUCAUUUUAUUUACUUUAUAUGGUAUAUAAUUAAACUUUAGUUAUAUUAGUAACUUUUCUAAAUUAAAGUCUUUUUUGAAUAUAACAUAUACAUUACAUCUUUUUUUUUGUUAAGAAUCAAAUAAAGGAUUCUUUUUCAAGAACAAGGAAUCUUUCAUUAUGAAUGCAAAGAUAAAACCCUUUUAAAUUCCGAAAUAAAUCAAUGAAAAAAUUGGUUACGAAGUCAUUCUCAAUACAAUUUACCUCAGAUUGCAUAGACUAGAUUAGUAACCCAAAAUUGGAAAAAAGAAUAACCAAGACUCUCUAGUUCUAAAUCCAAGUUUACGUCUUCCUCCACUAAUAGUUUUUUUUUUUGGAAAACUCCAUUUAUUCUUGUGUAGAUGGCGGGUAGGCCUAUAUUUCUUGGUUUCAAUAGGACUCCUUACGAGCGUUCUUUCUAUCUACUAUUAUCUAAAAUAAUCAAGUUAUUAAUGACUGGACGAAACCAUGAAAUAACCCCUCACGUGCGAAAUUAUAGAAUAUCCCCUUUAAGAUCAACCAAUUCCAUCGAAUUGAGUAUGAUCGUAUGUGUGAUAGCAUUUACUAUACCAGGAAUAUCAAUGAACCCAAUUAUUGUGAUUGCUCAGGAUACCCUUUUUAGCUUCUAGAAUAUAUUUCUUAGUUCAAGAUCCCUCUUACUAACUGGAAUCAAAGAAUUAGUAGAUCGAUUCUGCCCAAAAUGGGAAUGGACUAAGGUUAUGAACUUAUAAUCUAUAAUCUGAUGAUUGAGUCGAUUCCAUGAUUAUAAGUUCAUUCCAUACCAGACCAUACCGGAAUAAGUAUUGACAUAGAUAUAUAUAUAUAUAUAGUAUGUUUUAAUAUAAAUAUUUAUUAUUGACACUUCCUACUUAUAUGAUUUAUUAACAUUUGUAUAUUUUUUGUAACAAAAAAUUUAAACCGUUAAUCACAAAAAAUUUAAUGUGAGAUUUAUCAAUACAAAUUUUAAAAUUAAAAUAUUAAGAUCUCAAUAAUUUUUAAUGCAAAUUUUGAAAUUAACAUAUUUAUUUAUUUUCAUAUAGUAUAUAAUUAAAUUUAAAUGGUUUAAAUAUAUAUAUAUAUAUAUAUAUAUAUAUAUAUAUAUAUAUAUAAUAUAAAUAUCUAUUAAUGAGACUUCAUAUUUAUAUGAUUUAUGAUCAUUUGUAUCUUGCUUGAACAAAAAAAAGGUAAGCCAUUGAUCACAAGGGACAAUGAGUUAAAUACCCUCAGUAAGACCCAAAAUUAGAUGUUUGUCUAUGGCAUGAAGUAAUUGAUCAUCACAAUGUUUUUUUAGCACUGAAUUGCUAAUAUUACCCUUUUUCGUGUCUGACACAGGGUCCGCUGCAGUACUGACACAACAGUUUGAGUAGGUUUGGUUGGGCCCCAUGCGACUCUAUGUUGCUUUUGUUGGCAUCUUCUUUUCUUCUUUUUAUUUUUUCUUUCUUAUAUUUUUUUAAUGUAAAUCAUACUUUUCUCUUCCCACUUUUUAUGUAAUAAUAAUUUUAAUCAACAUGUUUACAUGAAAUAUUAUGCUAAUUGUUUAUAUCAUUGGUCACAUGAUUUUUGGUAUCAAAUUAUUUAUCAGCGACGUUUAAGAAAACUAUUUAACAACUAACAUAAUAUGUAUCCGAUAACAAAUUAUGUAUCAUAUAACAUACUAUUUAUCAAACAAUGUAUUGAUUCAUAAAUCAUAUAUGAAUUCAUCCAUGAACUAACAUACUAAGUAUCAAACAGUAUACAAUCUCACAAAAAGCUUAUCAAACCAUUUAUCAAUUAUACAAAACAAUUAUCAGUUAUGGACAAGUCUUUUAUAAUAUCUUAUCCACCAUUUAUCAAUUCUUUAGUAUCAAUCUAUGCAUCAACUAACAAAACAUGUUUCAUGUAACUCAUCAAUGAAUUUUUGAUGAACUACACUACAACUUGUUUCUUGGUUUAUGAUGAACUACACUAUAGCUCAUCGAUAAAUUUGACCAUCAAAUAUGUUACAAAUUUUGUUAGCGAGUUAACAUAUUUUGUAACAUGUUACACAUUUUGUUAACAUUGAAUUUUAUUAUUAACAUGUUACACAUUGUGUUACCCAAUUAUAUUUUGUUAUAACACAUUAAAAAGAUCAAGAACUUAAUAAUACACUAUAUAAUUCAGUAUUAUUUACUAUUCUAGCACAUUAUUGAUGAACUACACUAUAACUCAUCAAUAAAUUUGACCAUCAAACAUGUUACAAAUUUUAUUAGCAAGUUAACAUAUUCUGUAACAUGUUACAAAUUUUGUUACCUAAUUAUAUUCUUUUAUAACACGUUAAAUAAAAUCAAUAACUUAAUAAUACACUAUAUAAUUCAAAUUAUGACCAAAGAGUUGGCAAAAUUUGACCAUCGAAAAAUUUGAUUUGGUUUAUGAUGAACUUGGUUUAUGAUGAACUACACUAUAGCUCAUUAGAACAAAAUUUGGUUUAUGAUUAAUUACACUAUAGCUCAUCGAUAAAUUUGACUAUCAAAUAUGUUACAAAUUUUGUUAGCGAGUUAACAUAUUUUGUAACAUGUUACACAUUUGUUAAUAUUGAAUACUAUUUUUAACAUGUUACAGAUUUUGUUACCUACAUAAAUUUUGUUAUAACACGUUAAAAAAAUCAAGAACUUAAUAAUACACUAUAUAAUUCAAUAUUAUUUACUAAUCUAGCACAUUAUUUUACGGUUAACACAAAAAAUAAUUAACUAAUUUUAAUGUUAACGGACCAGAUAGAAAAAAUAGCAUGUUAUAAAACAAAUUAACAAAUUAAUAAUAACAGUAUCAUAUAUAUAUAUAUAUAUAUAUAUAUAUAUAUAUAUAUUUAUAUUUACUCUUAUAUUUAUGGCUUACCGUGGUAUGAUAAAUAUUAUAUGUGUUAUAGUAGAACCCAAACAACGAUAUAAACCAAAACAAAAUUAUUUAGAAAAAAAUUAAUUUCUAA